GCACCUUGUUGGGCGGCGCCACAGAUAGAGCUGGAGUGAGGCUGGCGCAGAGCCGUGCGACAAUCUGGGAGGUGGCGGCGGCGGCGGCGUCAUUAACAUUAUUACCAUAGGGUCAGCAGUGCAGCCCGGCACCUGAUCCUCCCGCUGCUGGCACCUCAGACUCCCGGCUACCCCCUGUCCUGCCCUCACCCCCCCAUAGGAGCUCUGUCCUCACUACGACCCCCAUAGGAGCUCUGUCUCACUACUACCCCCAUAGGAGCUCUGUCCUCACUACGACCCCCACAGGGGCAGAGGAUCCUUGUCCUUUCCGCCCCCUGUGGCACUGAGGGCAUCUGGAGCUGGCACUGUGGAGCACACUGAGGAGGACACCUGGUAUCAUUGGCAUCCGUCCUGGGAGGAAUGGCGUUGGAUUUCCUGGCUGGAUGCGCAGGAGGUGCUGCUGGAGUAUUAGUUGGACACCCGUUUGACACAGUAAAGAUGCGCCCGUUUCGCAGAGCGUUCCCCCGCCAGUAAGUAUCUCCCAGGUUCGGCUGCAGGUUCAGAGUGUGUCCAAACCUCUUUAUCGAGGGACCUAUCAUUGCUUCCAGUCUAUUAUCAGACAGGAAACGGCAUGGGGUCUCUACAAAGGAGUCGGAUCACCAAUGAUGGGGUUGACCUUCAUCAACGCUCUUGUUUUUGGAGUUCAGGGGAACACCCUGAGAUACCUCGGCUCCGACACUCCAUUAAACCAGUUUCUGGCCGGAGCUGCCGCUGGCUCCAUCCAGUCUGUGAUCUGCUGCCCGAUGGAACUGGCGAAGACCAGGAUGCAGCUUCAAGGAACCGGUGAAUACAAAUCCAAAUCCAAGAACUACAAGAAUUCCUUGGACUGUCUGGUGAAGAUUCACCGCAAAGAAGGACUGAGGGGCAUCAACAGAGGCAUGGUUACCACAUUCUUCAGGGAGACCCCAAGCUUUGGCUUUUACUUCUUGACCUACGACUAUCUCUCCAGGUAUCUCCACUGUGAGAUCAAUGACAGUUAUAUCAUCCCCAAGCUGCUGUUCGCUGGGGGGAUGUCGGGUAUUGUGUCUUGGCUAUCGACAUACCCCAUUGAUGUUAUCAAGUCUCGCCUUCAAGCCGAUGGCAUCGGUGGGGUCAACCACUACAACGGCAUUCUAGACUGCGUCAGAAAGAGCUACCAGGUUGAAGGCUGGAGAGUAUUUACCAGGGGUCUGACGUCCACGCUGCUCAGAGCCUUCCCCGUCAAUGCCGCCACGUUCGCCAUCGUUACCCUGUUCCUCAUGUACAUGAGGUCGGAAAACGCCAUCAAGGAAUGUGACGCCGGCCCGGCAAUACAGCAGCCUAGCAGCAUGUAGAACCUUCUCCCGAGUAGCUGACCGAUCCCCGUGUAGUUAUUUUUUUAUGAGUUAUAUGAUUUUUUUAUGUACAUAACGGAUAUGUAUAAUUGGUUUCUAGGCAUUUUAGACAGACUUUCAUCUCGAUUGUAUAAUACAAUGUGGCCUUAUUUGGAUACGUUGCCCCCCAAGGCUGCUGAUAGAUGCAGGAAUGGGGUGGGUGAUCCCUCUGGAGAUCCUAUGGGAUCUACUGCAAUGAUAGCUAUCAAGUAGAUCUCUUUUAGAGAUUACUAAUGAUUGGGGGGAGGUGUAACGACCGCCUCAUUCAAUUGAAACAAUUGGGAGUCCUAUUUCCGAUACCGGAUGUAUUAUAGAUUCGAGCAGUGGCUGCUUGAACACAAGUAUAAUCAUUGAUGUCAUGACUGGCCUCUCCUGUUGGGUUACCCCAUAGCAGGUCCUAAGACAAAACAUUUACUAACAUAGAAUUAUUGGCCAUUUUGGGGUCCGAUUUGGUGGCAAUAUUUGCUGCCAGUCCCCCUGUAAUGUAGAAGAUGACUAUGCUUGCCUCAGCUAGAGUGUAGAGAUUUGACGCUACAGCCCUUGCAGCAUUGAUAUUAGUGGAGCUUGAAGACUCCUCAGUCACUAAGAACAAGGGGAAGGGGAGUUUUCCAUUCAGUUAUAGAUGGCUGUCCCCUUUAACAUCUAGUGUGCAGUACCGCCUCAUAACCUGCAGGUGAUGCUGUUGCAAUCCUCCACAAUGUGCAGAUUCCUGGCUGCUGACUAACCUGCAGGUCUCAUUCCUCUUCUUUACCUUUGGUAUAAGGUAUCACUAUGGAUCAGGAUGCUUGUUACGUACAGAGUAUUGACUCUAGGUCACGUCUAAUGUGAAUAUGGCUUUACCAGACAGUGAAGAAGGUUUUAAUGUCAAAUAUUUAUUUUUAUAUACAAUAUUUUAUUUCACUUGGUUACAGCUACAAACUGUUUACUGUGAAAAUGAUGUGCCCCCCUGGUUUUACCCUCUUUUUAAAUGUGUAUUUCUUAAAUGCUGGAGAUGAAUGGAAGGGGGAAUGAUGGCGAUACGGUGUGGGGCUGAAUGGGUUAAAUAAAUGGUCUGAAGUUCCUACGUGUUACCUAAACGAGCAGUUACUUCUGAUGGUUGGAUGGUCUUGGCGUUUGGUUAUAGAAGGAAAUUUCAGUUAUCGUACACAUGGUUUGGAAGUGAACUAUUGCCCUUGCAAAUACUGGAAGCUAGCGCCAUCUACAGAGUGAUUUGCAGUACUACAAUCCAAUGACGUGAAGAUGCUUUAUAUUAUACUACAGUAAUAAUCUUCUGGUAAUAUCAAUGUACAGUUUAUAGCUUAUAAGUGGGGCUCAUGCAUAAUAACUCACAAUUCUCGCAAAAGGUGUAAGUGGUGCCUGCAGCAACCAAUCGAACCUGCUCUGGGGAAGAAGCUGGCAUGUGAUUGGUUUCUGGCAUGAGACCCUUUCUUGUAUAUUCUGUGGCACAAUGAAAUGUAGUUUGAGUUUUGCAGAAC
This is a messenger RNA of Bufo bufo (common toad), 2866 nucleotides long. It is a transcript of the gene SLC25A29, whose product is annotated as solute carrier family 25 member 29. The transcript has 5 exons. The coding region runs from base 642 to 1352 and encodes 236 amino acids. Gene Ontology annotation, molecular function: high-affinity L-arginine transmembrane transporter activity. Gene Ontology annotation, biological process: mitochondrial L-ornithine transmembrane transport. Lineage: Eukaryota; Metazoa; Chordata; Amphibia; Anura; Bufonidae. The record is from RefSeq and is a predicted model, not a curated record. Gene Ontology annotation, cellular component: mitochondrion.